This is a messenger RNA of Cokeromyces recurvatus, 591 nucleotides long. RefSeq lists its product as uncharacterized. Gene Ontology annotation, molecular function: Arp2/3 complex binding; actin binding. Gene Ontology annotation, biological process: negative regulation of Arp2/3 complex-mediated actin nucleation; actin filament debranching. NCBI's taxonomy places the organism in Eukaryota, Fungi, Mucoromycota, Mucoromycetes, Mucorales, Mucoraceae. Gene Ontology annotation, cellular component: actin cortical patch. The transcript has 6 exons. The record is from RefSeq and is a predicted model, not a curated record. Bases 77 to 532 code for a protein of 151 amino acids.
AACAAAUACAGCACUUUUUUUUUUUUCAUUUUUAUUUUUUUUUUGCGGAGUUGAUGAAAUCAUCUUACUACAAAGCAUGCACUUGUUAUUAUUUAGUAUUCUUUCACCUCUAUUUAUCCAUUUUAAAAUGAGUGGUACUUCAACUUGUGAAAUUGAUGAUGAAUUAGUACAAAAGAUUAAAAACUUUCGUCUUGCAAAAUAUGAAACAGGAAAUACAGCCUUUAUUUUAAAAAUUGACCGCCAAAGUUUAAAGAUUGUUGAAGAUGAAGUUUACGAGGAAAACAUUUCUCUAGAAGACUUGGUGGAAGAAUUACCCGAGAAUACACCUCGUUUCAUCAUCUUAAGUUAUGAGUUGAAACAUGAUGAUGGAAGAAAGAACUUUCCUUUACUCUUCAUUUAUUGGUCACCCUCAACUUGUAAAGCAGAAGUAAAUAUGCUGUAUGCAUCAGCAAAGACCUAUCUUCAAAAUAAAAUUGACGUUAACAGAGUAAGUAUUAAAUCAUCCUUACUAAACAAUAAUAACCAUUUAUGAUAGGGAUUUGACAUUUAUGAACCUGAAACUUUAACUGAUGAAUAUAUUUCAAAGCAACU